UACCUGCUGAGUAUGACCCACGAGCAACGGAACAGAGUAGCGAACAUCUUGGGGUGGUCUCUAAUUGGCUCCAUGAUCUUUGGUAAUCCGCAUAAGGAAACCUGGCGCAUAAUCAGUGGGAAGGAUGGUUUUUACGGCUUCGCACAGGAUGGGAGCGAGCGAAGCAACAGGGUGCAAGCAAAGAACAUUGAUUGGUGCCAUGUACUGGAUCAGGUGUGUGCGAAGAUGUUUCCGGCCGAAGUCAUCCCGGAAGUGCCCCCAGUACCAGUCACCAAGGAGGUCUCGAGAGUGUCACAUCCGCAUUCGAAUUGGGACGAAUUAAUGGAAGACGCUUUCUUGCAGUUGCUGGCAGAGCACACCAAAGCGCAAAUGACUGACGAACAGAAACUGGCCAUGCAGAAGGAAAAGGCCACCGCGGAGGGGCAGGAACUAUUGAAGAAGAUUGAGGAGAACUCGAACGCCUCCAACAAGGAUGUGCUGGAGUACGGCGUACACAUGCUCUAUGGCCUAAACUCAGUCAGUCAGGCUGCGGAUACACGGGGAGUGUUAAAUAACGUCGGGAAAGGCGCGGCGUUGUUUGGGGGAGCGGCACUAGCCACGACACUGGGCGUAAGUUAA
Messenger RNA from Sphaeroforma arctica JP610, 618 nucleotides. RefSeq lists its product as hypothetical. The record is from RefSeq and is a predicted model, not a curated record. The annotation marks the transcript as partial. Lineage: Eukaryota; Ichthyosporea; Ichthyophonida. The transcript is spliced from 5 exons.